AUGCCUGAGAAAGAAACCAUUACGCAUGUAGAUGCUGCUCCGCAGCGCAUCAGCAAGGAAAGCGAUGGCGAUGUUGAUGUUGCUGAGAAGGGUCAUUUUGAGCGAGUCAAUCUGAGCAACAACAUUUCCGCAAAGAUCAAGAAUCCCCUUAUCGAUCUGAGCAAAGCCCAAGUGAUUCGUGAUGUGGAGGAAUUUGCUCAGCAAUACAAUGUCUUGGACAUCUUGCCGAAUCUCAAGAAAGGUGCCCUUGUCGCUCGUGAUCCGACUGCAUUCGAGUCAGUCGCAGAUCUUACCGAGCCUGAAAUCACGUCUUUGCGUGAUGAGGUUCUUCACAAAUGGCGCCAGCCCAAGGCACUCUAUUUCACCAUCAUUUUGUGCUCCAUUGGAGCAGCGGUCCAAGGAUGGGAUCAGACUGGCUCCAACGGCGCUAAUCUGUCUUUUCCCGAUGCUUUUGGCAUUCCUGAGAAAGGAAAUGAGAGAAAUCAAUGGAUUGUCGGCGUUGUGAAUGCCGCCCCAUAUAUUGCAAGUGCUGUGCUCGGAUGUUGGUUAUCGGACCCUUGCAACCGCCUUCUUGGUCGUCGCGGUACUAUCUUUAUCGCUGCUAUUUUCUGUGUACUCUCUCCUAUUGGAUCUGCCGUCACACAGAACUGGCCUCAACUGUUCGUCACUCGGCUAUUGCUUGGUAUCGGAAUGGGGCUCAAGGCCUCGACCAUCCCGAUCUUCUGCGCUGAGAACACUCCUGCUGUGAUCCGUGGUGGCCUUGUCAUGUGCUGGCAGCUUUGGACAGCCUUUGGAAUAUUCCUUGGUUUUAGUGCUAAUCUAGCUGUCAAGGAUACCGGUGCUCUGUCCUGGCGUCUUCAGCUUGGCUCUGCUUUCAUCCCCGCGGUCCCCCUCCUUAUCGGUGUCUUCUUUUGCCCUGAGUCUCCUCGUUGGUAUAUCCGAAGAGGCCAGAUGGAUAAAGCUUAUCAGUCGCUUUGCCGUCUUCGUAACACUCCGUUGCAGGCUGCUCGUGAUCUUUACUACAUCCAUGCCCAGAUCCAAAUUGAGCAGAGCCUCAUCGACGAGAGCAACUACUUGUCUCGCUUCGUGGAGCUCUUUACUAUCCCUCGAGUUCGUCGUGCUACUCUUGCAUCCUUUGUAGUGAUGAUUAGCCAACAACUAUGCGGAAUCAACAUCAUUGCAUUCUACAGCUCAACUGUGUUUCGCAAUGCCGGUGCAAGUGAUACGACCGCUCUUUUUGCUUCUUGGGGAUUUGGCUUGGUGAACUUCCUGUUUGCUUUCCCCGCCAUUUGGACCAUCGACACGUGGGGUCGACGAGCAUUGCUCCUCUUCACCUUUCCCCAGAUGGCCUGGACCUUGCUCGCAGCUGGCUUUUGCUUCUAUGUUCCAGGAACUGGGGGUGCUCACCUCGGGAGCAUUGCCCUCUUCAUCUUCCUGUUUGCUGCUUUCUAUUCACCUGGCGAGGGCCCAGUUCCAUUCACCUAUUCUGCGGAAGUCUUUCCCCUUUCUCACAGAGAGGUCGGUAUGUCAUGGGCUGUGGCAACCUGUCUUGGAUGGGCCGCCGUGCUUUCCAUUACGUUCCCUCGCAUGUUGGAUGCAAUGACCGCCACUGGAGCGUUCGGAUUCUAUGCCGGCCUGAAUGUGACUGCCUUAGUGAUGAUCUUCCUCUGGGUUCCUGAGACUAAGCAGCGGACCCUUGAAGAGCUUGACUACAUUUUUGCAGUUCCCACUCGCGUUCACAUGCACUAUCAGGUCACUAAGGUUUUGCCCUGGUGGAUCAAUCGGUACAUCUUCCGUCGCAAAGUCGAACUGGAGCCUCUGUACAAGCUAGAUCACAUAGUUACUGGCGAGGUAACAACGGAUGACGUGGAAGUGUAG
This is a messenger RNA of Penicillium taxi, 1878 nucleotides long. RefSeq names its product sugar porter family MFS transporter. Gene Ontology annotation, cellular component: membrane. The coding region runs from base 1 to 1878 and encodes 625 amino acids. Gene Ontology annotation, molecular function: myo-inositol:proton symporter activity. The transcript has 7 exons. NCBI's taxonomy places the organism in Eukaryota, Fungi, Ascomycota, Eurotiomycetes, Eurotiales, Aspergillaceae. Gene Ontology annotation, biological process: transmembrane transport. The record is from RefSeq and is a predicted model, not a curated record.